Molecule: messenger RNA, 2308 nt
Organism: Bombyx mandarina (wild silkworm)
Lineage: Eukaryota; Metazoa; Arthropoda; Insecta; Lepidoptera; Bombycidae
Gene: REPTOR-BP
Product: REPTOR-binding partner
Biological process (GO): regulation of DNA-templated transcription
Cellular component (GO): nucleus
Molecular function (GO): DNA-binding transcription factor activity
Source: RefSeq, a predicted model, not a curated record
GUGCAGCCAAACGAUAAGGUCAUUCUGUGCUAAGGUGGGGGACUGUACUACAAUGAACUGUAUUGCGACAUAUCUUUUGCCUUCACAGUCUGCGUUUACAUCGUAAUUCUAACACAGGACGGCGUAUUAUAAACAAGUCGCUUCGAAAAGAAAUAAUAUUAUUAAAAGCUUUUAUUUAAAAGAGAAUUGGACGCGGUCGUUCCCACUGCGCAACGCGUCGCCGCGCGCACUGUCAGUUUGUGUCUGUAAGUUACGCCAGGCGCCAGUGCUGCCCGAAAUCUACGAUAAAACCCACAAAACGUCAUGGUGUUUCUCAGCAAAAUUGAGGCAGUAUGGAAUCGCUGCGCAAUUUAGAGGAGUCCCUGGGUGGAGGGGUAUACGGGUCAGUGGGUGCGUCGGGCGCGGAGGGUGGGGAGAGACGUGAGGGAGGCAAGCGGGGACGCAGGCCCGGUAGGAAGGCACAACUGGACAAACAGGACAUGAAGGCUAAAUUGGGUAGGUUGGAACGCAGCCGACAGUCGGCUCGCGAAUGUCGCGCCCGUAAGAAGCUCAGAUACCAAUAUCUGGAGGAGCUGGUGGCUGACAGGGAGCGAUCCGUUUUGGCGCUCCGGAAGGAACUUGACAAGUACUACAAAUGGAAUAUGGAAUUGGAUCAAGGUCGGAUGCCCGAGGGGCUGGAGGCGGUACUCCAAGAGAUCGGAGCCGUAAAACAGGAGGAAACCAAACCGUUUUAAAUCUUCUUAUUUAUAUUUAAAUCUCAUAACCAAUUCUUAGUGAUUAUAAUUAAUAAAUUAGUAUUUUGUACUGUUAGCUGUAGAAAUUCAUACACUAUUUUUAGAAUUGAAAAAAAAAAACAAUUUUACUUAAAAAAAAUAUGUAAUCGAUGUUUAGAUUAAACGUAUUUAGAAUGACGUCAUUUACUCUUAAACGCGAACCGGUCACAAAUUAAAACUAUGAAAAUUAAUGAAAUGAUUUUAGAUUAAUUUUUUCAAGUAUGGUCAUCUCUUGCGUUGCAUUUGAUUUCCUUGUAAAGUUCCUUGAAGAUUCGAAAAAUCGGCAUUAUCUAUGCGCCAUCAGACUUUCCUUUUUUAAAUUCUUUUCUAUUUUUUGAACACCAUUAUAAAUAAAUAAAAAAACGUUAGGUUGUACAAUCUGUGGCUGGUUCCUUUUUGUAUGAUCGUAUCCAUUACACAUAAAGUAUCUUUUAAAUGUUCUUAAUUUAAGAAUGUAAAUAUUUUGUUCAAUACCAAGAAUUUGUUUUUCUUCUACUCUUCCGUGAGGUAUGUGAUAAGUUUCAAAAUUAAUAUUCGAUAUUAAUAUGAAUGUGCUUUAAAUUAGCCGUUUACGGAUAGGCAGUAUUUUAAUGUUUUUAGUCUCGUAAGACGUAAAUUAGGGGUAACUGGCUCUCAAAGUUUGAUCGCAGCUUGCGUUCGAUAAAUAGAUUGAAUUCGUUCAGGAAAUAUGAGGGAGAGGCCUAAGUUUACCAGGAUUCCAUCCGAUGUGAAGAAAUAAUUACAUACAAUAAAAUGUAGUUGCUAUAACGUAUAUUGUUUCAAUAAAAAUAGUCGAUCGAAACAUUCAUCCCAUCGUAAUAAUUAAAUAGAAAACGAAUCUCAAAGGUCUCAUCUACCUUUUUGGUUGGAAAAAAAAAUAAAAAAUUUGGAUACCACAUGCUAUUUUUAGUGAAAAACAAACGUUAUAGGAAUUGCAUUAACGCACGUGACUCGUACAUUGAUGCGUCAAGGUUCAGUGAAAUAAAUUAUUUAUGAUCAUCAAUAGAGUUUUGGCCCCAAUUUGACUACCGCUGAACUUCACAAUUGCUUACUGCGCUCUGAAUAUGGUUUUCGGUAUGUACGUGUUUCUCUAUCCCUUUCUAAUGUGAGCGUUAGAAGAAGACGACAAUAAUGUCGCGAUCCCACGCGAGACCGACGUGACGGCAUGCGUCGAAAACUGCAUUCAGUAAAAUAUGCGCUUAUUCGCGUCGUACAAACCGAUUGACAUAAAAUCACAUUUUAAAGAAGACGCCAUUUUGAAUGAAAGAAGUGACGAAUUCGAAUAAUAAACAUGGCCGCCAUUUUACAAACAAGAUCUGUUUGAAGUCACGUACGAUUGUAAAAUAAAUGAGGGAUUUUUGUGAAUUUAGUAGUUUAUAAAGUAUAUUAAAAAAAAAAAACUUGUAAGCUAUAUCACCAAUGUCGACACGUCACCAGGGAUACUAUUGAAGUAGUUUCGUGCUAAAUGAAAAUAUUACCUUAUGUCUAUAUAGUAAAGGUGAUUAAUUAAUAACUAAUAAUUAGUAAUACAUAAU